AUGAAAACGGCGACGACGGUUACAUUCUGCGGAGGUCGUUUACAGUAUCAGCUAACCGGCACCAGCUUCACCACCGCAAUGAUUCACUUUGUUCUUCUCAUCAGCAGACAAGGCAAAGUCAGGUUGACAAAAUGGUACUCACCUUAUUCUCAAAAGGAGAGAACGAAGGUUAUCCGAGAGCUAAGUGGUAUGAUUCUCACACGAGGCCCCAAGCUGUGCAAUUUUGUGGAGUGGAGGGGAUACAAAGUUGUUUACAAAAGAUAUGCCAGCCUUUAUUUCUGCAUGUGUAUUGACCGGGAUGACAAUGAACUGGAGAUACUUGAAAUCAUUCACCACUUUGUUGAAAUACUAGACCGCUACUUUGGAAGUGUUUGUGAAUUGGAUUUGAUCUUUAAUUUCCAUAAGUGUUUGACUUUUCAUUUUGGUUAUAGAAAAAGUGCUGGUGCUCAUUUUCUAGCUGACUGGUGUUUUCGAGUUGAAUAUAAUCUACGUCUUUUGCUCUGUGAUUUGAAAUUGGGGAAUGUGAUGGCACUAUGGCAGGCUUACUACAUAUUGGAUGAAAUCCUAAUUGCUGGUGAACUGCAAGAGUCUAGCAAGAAAACCGUUGCACGUCUAAUAGCUGCGCAGGAUUCUCUGGUGGAAGCAGCCAAGGAGCAGGAAAGUUCUAUAAGUAACAUAAUUGCUCAGGCGACAAAAUGAGGAUGUAGUUUGGUUUUGUGGGAUGUCAUUUAGAUUUGUUUCUGUACUGAUAAGUACAGCUGGCUUUAUCACUGUUAUGUCCGCUUGUUACUUGCUGUCAUGUUACUGUUGAGUUGUAAACUUUGUAAUCAUCCAGUGUUUAUAUGCUCGCUAAAUCAAAGUUCUUUGGUUCAUAUGGACCUAAAAGUAACUUGAAUUAACUAUGGUACACAAUGGCGUCCCAACUCCUAGGGUUGCAAAUGGACCAAAACUUAAUAAUUUGUGUUGCCUAAGAUA
Messenger RNA from Striga asiatica, 975 nucleotides. NCBI's taxonomy places the organism in Eukaryota, Viridiplantae, Streptophyta, Magnoliopsida, Lamiales, Orobanchaceae. The record is from the annotation of a GenBank genome assembly.